AUGGCCAUCAUCAUCACUCUGGCUGAUGCGACCGUAGUCACCCUCACUGUCCUUUUCCUCGCAUUUGUGUAUCAAAAUCGCAGGAAAUUUACAUCAACAAAAUACCCUCCAGGGCCUCCUGGUUUGCCAUUAGUGGGAUGCGCGUUUGAGAAUCCAAGUUCAGAGAAGCAGCCUUACAAGGGUUGGAGAGAGUUGUACGGUCCGAUUUCUCAUUUUCGCUUGCUCACUCAGGAUGUCUUCGUUCUCAACACCCAUAGAUUGGCUUUCGAACUCCUCGAUAAACGUGCCAACACCUAUGCCGACCGUCCUCGACAAGUGAUGUGUGCCGAAUUGAUAUCUUGGAAUAGAGCGAUUGCCCUUGCGCCCGCAGGCACAAGGCAUAGAAAGUACCGUAAACUCGUGAAUAGCAUACUCUCUCCCAAUGCCACAAAGCGACAGUCGCAUUCAGGAUACGAGUUUCUUGAAGUCAUUCGACAGGUCAUAGCCAUGAAUAUCGUCAACAUCAUUUAUGGCCCUGAAUCUAUUGUCAAAGGUGAAAAUAGAGGCAGUGAAUGUCAGGCUGUCGGCUUUUCGAAACAAGACAUGGAGAAGUACAUACACGAUGCAGACGAGGCACAAACCCUUUUUGCUAAAGCACUUGUUCCAUUUGCUUACAUCGUAGACUGGAUACCAUGGUUACAAUUCCUUCCCGAGUCUACGCCUUUCGUAUCGUUCAAAAAAAAAGCUAGGCAAGCUAGGGAAAAUUUAGUCAAGUUGACUAUGUUUCCUUAUACCAAAGUCCGGGAAAGGAUCGUAAGGAGUCAUCCCUAUAGCCUAACCGCAUAUACUGAUAUAUCUUCUUUGCAGGCUAUGGACGAGGAAUCUAUUGCAUGGACUGCUAUGAGUGCCUACACUGGCGGAUCCGAUACUACCAUCGCAGCCAUCAAGACUGCUUUUUUCGCAGCAUCCCUUCAUCCAGAAGCUCAAGCGCUCGCUCAAUUAGAACUAGACCAAAUUGUGGGACAAGAGCGUAUGCCAGAGAUAAACGACCGUCCUAACUUGCCUUACGUGACAGCCUUUGUCAACGAAUGCAUGAGGUUGAUACCUGUUGCUCCCAUUGCUGUUCCUCAUAGAGCAAUGAAAGACGAGACGAUUGAUGAGUAUUUUAUUCCGAAGGGUGCAAUUAUUAUUCCAAACAUCAGAGAAAUGCUCCGCGAUCCCGAUAUAUAUGAAUCACCCUUAUCCUUCGAUCCCGUUCGUUUCCUUCCCACAACAGGCACACCAACGCAUCCAGACAUCAAAGGCCGGACUGAGCUCAACAUUGGCUCUCUCCCAUACGGAUUCGGCAGGAGAAUAUGUCCCGGGAUGCAUUUGGCAGAUUCCGGUGUAUGGCUCUAUGUGUCUACACUCCUUUGGGCGUAUCACGUUUCGAUGGUAGACGAUGAUGGUAGUAUCGUCAAGGAUAGAGUAGCAGAGUGGGAAUCUGCACAGUUUUCUAGCGGAGCCGUACAGUAUCCUCUUCCUUUCAAGGUGAAGCUUGUACCGAGAUCAAGUGCUGUAGAGUCUCUGCUCAGAAAUGCAUGGGAUGAUCUGUGA
Molecule: messenger RNA, 1575 nt
Organism: Serpula lacrymans var. lacrymans S7.9
Lineage: Eukaryota; Fungi; Basidiomycota; Agaricomycetes; Boletales; Serpulaceae
Exons: 10
Coding region: 1-1575 (524 amino acids)
Molecular function (GO): heme binding; oxidoreductase activity, acting on paired donors, with incorporation or reduction of molecular oxygen; monooxygenase activity
Source: RefSeq, a predicted model, not a curated record